GUAACCUGUGACAGGGUCAAUGUCCGAAUUUUCCCUGUCACGAUUCUUCAUCAAUCGGACGCCCAGUUUGUUUUCCAAUCAGUUGACGACGACCACCAACACUUCGCAGUCUUGGACUGAGUUACUGAAAUACUCUACUAUUCAGCAAAAAGCUCGCGAGCAGGUCUUAAACUUUCAAACUUCGAAGCUUCAAAAAAUGGCGUCUGCACAGGUUCCGACUUCGCUAUCUUCAUUCCCAGAAGAGCUUCUUGCUCGUAUACUUGCAGAUUGCGUGACUCCUCCUCAAGUAUUACCAGUUCGUCCACCUUGGCACACCCAACCAAUAUUCUUUCCACGUCCCUCACUCUUAGCCCGCCCGACACCCCACACUAGCACACGUGCCCCAUCGUCGCUCUUGCUCGUUUCACGGCAGUUCCUCCGCAUUGGUACUCCCAUAUACUAUCAGACCCUCCACCUUCCGACGGCUACCCAUGCUGCCCGCGUACUCGAGACGCUUAUCUCCCAGCCGAUCAUUGCUGAUGCGGUACGCCGUGUUGUGCUAGGCUGCGUGUCGCUGGAAGGCGCUCGUGUACUUCGGGCGUGCGAGAAGAUCGAAGAUGUGGAUAUCUGUAUGGAUGUUUAUGAAGCUAAUCCUCGGGGAGAUGCAGCAGAAGAUCAGGAUGCCCAAGCCCUAUGUGAUGCACUCGACCGACUAGACUUGAAGCAUCUUACUAUUCGCAGAAUUUCGGAUGCAUAUCUCACACUUACGCGCCCAAAAUACCUUAUUGAGCGCAUUACAAAGGCUGUACCCGGCUGGCCUAACCUUGAAUCCGUUCACUAUGCAUUUAAAAUCAGUUCAACACCAGCCACCAGGCCUUUGGCUGAGGCUCUGAGCCAUGCCCCCAAACUACGCAGUCUUAAAGCGCAACUCCCGGAGAUUUGGAACGAAUUGUUCCUCACCAUCUCCACAAAUCCGACUCUCGAACAAGUCGCAUUGUAUGCAGAAGGCGUAGACGGGAUUUUGCAUACGACUAUGUACAUGAUGGAGGCUAGGAAACACGCACACUUGAACGAACUGAUUAAGGUUGGAACGACAUUUUUCCGAACAAGGGCACGUACAACUGCUGCUGCAGUGCCGAGUCCACCGUCAACAAGACCAUCGACUCCUCUGAGCGCCAGCAGAGUGAAGGAGGUGGCUGCCGAACUCAUGACUCCUAGGCUGAGCCAGAACGUGCCUCCCCAUGUGGCGGGAGGCUCACAUGUACUUUGAUCGCUUCCUAUCGCAUAUUUCGCAUUGGGUAUCAUUUCCUAUCAUCUCUCACAUGCAUUUUCCUCUCCAUAUCUCACGAAGUCGCGGGCAACUCCCAUCACAGCAUAUAUUUCCCGCGCAUGACAAUGAUGAUUUUUGUAAUGCUCUACAACGAUUUUUCUUUUGAUAUGGCACGUUCUCCUUUCUUUUCACUAAUACUUAUUCCCUGCGGCUCCGUCAAGGCAAAGUGAUUGACCUGGUGAAGUUCUUGUCGCACGAGCGUAGUUGGUCUGGUACUUCUGCACUCGGACGUUCGUUCUUGUUCUUGUUACUUUGUCCAGAUAUCAUGAGCAUAGGCUAGGCUAAUGGAAAAUCAUUCACAUACACUCCCAUUGUCACAUAGGAUUGCGUUGUGUAUCAAUAUUGGUAGACGACGGCUAACUCGGAGGAGCCAGUCGUUUAGCAGCACUGAGCAGCUGGGCCUAUAUAACUUG
Messenger RNA from Suillus subalutaceus, 1722 nucleotides. RefSeq lists its product as uncharacterized. The transcript has 3 exons. The coding region runs from base 20 to 1249 and encodes 409 amino acids. The record is from RefSeq and is a predicted model, not a curated record. NCBI's taxonomy places the organism in Eukaryota, Fungi, Basidiomycota, Agaricomycetes, Boletales, Suillaceae.